AUGACGCGUCUCUACUGCAAGGGCAGGAUUAUGAGCCACAGGCGCGGUAAGCGCACCAUGCACCCCAAUGUGACGCUGCUCAAGAUUGAGGGUGUUGAGACCACGAAGGACGCCCAGUUCUAUCUCGGCAAGCGUGUUGCCUACAUUUACAAGCCGGCUACGCAGGUGCGUGGCUCCAAGUACCGUGUGAUCUGGGGCCGUGUGACGCGGACGCACGGCAACAGCGGUGUGGUGCGCUCCAAGUUCCGCAGCAACAUUCCCCCCGCCGCCUUUGGUGCCUCGGUCCGUGUGCUCCUCUACCCGAGCAACAUCUAA
Malassezia restricta is the source of this 315-nucleotide messenger RNA. Its product is annotated as large subunit ribosomal protein L35Ae. Gene Ontology annotation, biological process: ribosomal large subunit biogenesis; cytoplasmic translation. NCBI's taxonomy places the organism in Eukaryota, Fungi, Basidiomycota, Malasseziomycetes, Malasseziales, Malasseziaceae. Gene Ontology annotation, molecular function: structural constituent of ribosome. The record is from RefSeq and is a predicted model, not a curated record. The transcript has 4 exons. The coding region runs from base 1 to 315 and encodes 104 amino acids. Gene Ontology annotation, cellular component: cytosolic large ribosomal subunit; ribosome.